Molecule: messenger RNA, 2450 nt
Organism: Lemur catta (Ring-tailed lemur)
Lineage: Eukaryota; Metazoa; Chordata; Mammalia; Primates; Lemuridae
Gene: MOSPD1
Product: motile sperm domain containing 1
Exons: 6
Coding region: 260-901 (213 amino acids)
Cellular component (GO): cytoplasm
Source: RefSeq, a predicted model, not a curated record
CUUCCUCUGCCCUCCCCCCAGCCGCGGCUCAUCCUCGAGGGCGGAGAGAGGUGGCAUUUGAGUCCUCCGGUAUCCCAGCAGGCAGUGCAGCCUAGAGACGCUGACAAAGGAGCGGAGGAGCAGUCGCAGCUGCUUUGCAAGGAGCCGGUGUUUCCGAGAUUGCCAAAAUGCUUUGGAGUUUUUAACUGAAUCUAAGAAAAGUCCAAAAUAGAUUUGAGACUGUAAAGACAGAAGCUGCAGCAAGGGGGAUUCAGUGUCAAUGCAUCAACAAAAAAGACAACCAGAGUUAGUGGAAGGAAAUCUUCCUGUUUUUGUGUUUCCCACGGAGCUAAUAUUUUAUGCAGAUGAUCAGUCAACGCAUAAGCAAGUGUUGACUCUGUAUAAUCCCUAUGAGUUUGCCUUAAAGUUCAAAGUUUUGUGUACUACUCCAAAUAAGUAUGUUGUCGUUGAUGCUGCAGGUGCAGUAAAGCCUCAGUGUUGUGUGGAUAUUGUGGUUCGUCAUAGAGAUGUUCGAUCCUGUCACUAUGGUGUAAUAGACAAAUUCCGUCUCCAAGUUUCCGAGCAAAGCCAGAGGAAAGCUUUGGGAAGGAAAGAGGUGGUUGCUACUCUUCUUCCAUCUGCAAAAGAACAACAAAAGGAAGAAGAGGAUAAAAGAAUAAAGGAACAUUUAACUGAAGGUUUAUUUUUUGAGCAGUCGUUUCAACCAGAAAACAGCACUGUCUCUUCAGGACCUAGUUUACUAACUAUCUUCCUGGGAGUGGUGUGCAUUGCAGCCCUGAUGCUGCCUACACUGGGGGAUAUGGAAUCGCUGGUGCCUCUCUACCUCCACUUAAGUGUGAAUCAAAAAUUAGUGGCUGCUUAUAUCUUAGGUCUUAUUACAAUGGCUAUACUUAGAACAUGAGCAAGGAUUUCAGUUGGCUUCUGAAGUAAAUUUAUCUUGAAAAUAUGAAUGUGGACUGCCUUUUAUCUCUUUCACUCCAUUACCACUCUACAAACUAUUAAAUGAUUUUAAAUGAUUGCAAAUGUAUAAUAUAUUUUAAAUUACUCUAUAAUUUUAUUUGAAGGACUGUAGCACAUUAUGUUACAGACAGCAAGGGGUGCUUCUGAGUGUCACCUAGGAAAUUAUUUGAAGAAAUUCCUUUUAUAUUUAUGCCAGUUGUAUGAAAGGCUUUAAUUAAAACACUUGUUAUUUUCUCAUCUUUUUUUCUAAUUUACUUUGAUUGUUAAGAGUCAUGUUGUCCUUCAAAGUUAAAGACCUGAAAGAGCAAACUGACCAGCCUAAGAAUAAAAUUACAUUUAUUUCCUACCUAAGAACAUCAAUGUUACUAUGUAAAUUAUACCUUGCCCUCUAUUAUUAUAAACAGUUGCCAUGGUGUUUCUAAAAUAAGAGUUUUAUAGUUAAUUUAUGGAGGAUUAAAAAAAAGGUACUAAGGGAUCAUGCUUACCCACGGUUCCACGGAAGACAGGAUAUGUUUAAUUCAUCUCGUGAACUACAGAAUGGGUUGUGGUCCAGACACCAAGCAUAUGGGUUUUUUAAAAAACUCACAGAAGUAGAGUGACCUCUUUAUUUGGUCUAAGAGUUCUAAAGGAAGAUAGGCAUUUGUUUAGUUAGUUGAUUCACCCUGGCUUUACCUCUGGUUAAUGCUUUAUGUUAAUAGGGGGAAAAUCCCUUUAUCUUUUGUCCCAAGCUCCUUGCCUGCCUGCCUGUGACUUGCCCAGACUGGGAUUACCAGAUACCAGGUGAUUUAUGUGGAGAUGAUUUUUCACCUUUAAACUGUAAGUCAAGUAUAGAAAACCCCUGAUAGCUGUGUCUAUUUUAUAUCAGUCACUGAGACAUUUUUUAAGUUUUUAUUUAUUAUUAAAACAACUUUGCCAAAAAAGUCCCCUAAGCACAACUAUUUACAUUUCUUUAUAGCCUCUUCUGAUCUCUAACAUAUAUAUGCAGUUUCAACUGCUAUUGUCAUAGGAACUGAUCUUUUGUCUUAGGAUUUUUAUCUGAAAGCACAAUGCAUUAUUAAGAGUCUCUUGAAAAUCAUUCAGAUCUUUUUACAGGAUGAAUUUAUGCACUGCUACUGUAGUAUUCUCAAGGAAUAUAUGUAAACAUAAGUGUAUACCUGAAGUUGGUUUUUGUAGGAAACAGUACUCUGCUUCUAAAAACUUUUAUGUCUAGUCUUUCAUAGGAAAUCCUCAUUGUUUAACCAUUUGGGGAGCAUAAAUCAUUAAAUGGAUCAUGUGUGUACAUUGUGUAAUGACUGAAAAGCACAUAAAUGUAAUAUUUGAACUUUGUAAAAAAAAAUUGUUUGGAGGCUAUUCUUGUUUCUCUAUCCAUCCCAAGUCCUGUGUGUGCACGUGUGCAAGUGCACACACGUGUAUGUAUGUGUGUGAUAACACGUUGUAAAGAACAGAAAUUACUUUAAAAAAAUAAAAAGAAAAUGGAGACCUGAGUUUCA